This is a messenger RNA of Gryllus bimaculatus (two-spotted cricket), 4440 nucleotides long. Lineage: Eukaryota; Metazoa; Arthropoda; Insecta; Orthoptera; Gryllidae. The record is from the annotation of a GenBank genome assembly.
AUGUACCGUUCGGGACACGUGUCGCGAGAGAACGCGCCGGGCGUUGGGCCGCCGGCGGCGGCGCCCGUGCAGCCGCUGGGCGGCGGCGACGACCCCAAGAAGCAGAAGGAGGCGGUGAAGGAGGAGAAGGACAAAGAGAAGGAGAAGGCGUCGGAGGGCGCGGGCGCGCCGGCCGGCAGCGUGGCGCUGGCGCGGGUGGCCGCGCGCUGGGGCGGCGCCGCCUCCGACACCCUGCGCGACGUGAGCGUGCGCGUGGUCCCCGGCCGCCUCUGCGCCGUCAUCGGGCCCGUCGGCUCCGGCAAGGUCAGUGCGCUGGCGCGCUCCGUCUGCAGCUUGAAUAGUGUGAAGCGAGAUCCUUUUUCUCCCGAAGCGUAUGCGCCUGCCGAGACAAGCGCGCAGUCGUUUCGGGGGCGGCGCGUGAAGGGCGGCGUGCGUGUGUGCCGGCAGAGCUCGCUGCUGCACGCGCUGCUGGGGGAGCUGCCGCUGCGGGAGGGGGCGGCGGCGGUGGGCGGGCGCGUGGCGUACGCCUCGCAGGAGCCCUGGAUCUUCGUGGGGUCGGUGCGCCAGAACAUCCUGUUCGGCCGGCCCUACUGCCCCGAGCGCUACCGCGAGGUGGUGCGCGUGUGCGCCCUCAAGCGCGACUUCGAGCUGCUGCCCUACGGCGACCGCACGCUCGUCGGCGAGAAGGGCGUCUCGCUCAGCGGCGGCCAGCGCGCGCGCAUCAACCUUGCCAGAGCUGUGUACCAAAGUGCUGAUGUGUAUCUUCUGGACGACCCUCUCUCCGCUGUCGACACGCACGUCGGCAAGCAACUGUUUGACGAAUGUAUCACCAGCUACCUCGGUGGCAAGACGCGCAUCCUUGUAACUCACCAACUGCAGUACUUGCAAAAUGCUGAUCAUAUUGUCAUGUUCAACAACGUAAAUCCGCCUCUAGACGACGACGAGGAGGAGGAGGACGCCGACCCGGCGGCGACGCCCUUCGAGCGCGCCGUGCGCAUGUCGCAGCGCCGUGCCUCCCAGCGCCAGGCCGCCGCGCAGCGCCGCGCCUCCACCCUCUCCAACGGGAGCCGCGCGGGCGGCGACGAGGACGAGGCGGCGGCGCUGCAACGCGGCCCCGUGGAGAACCGCGAGCAGCGCAUCAAGGGCGCCAUCAGCUGGAGCGCCUACUGGCAGUACGUGCGCGCGGGCGGCAGCGCGCCCUUCCUGCUCUUCGUGGCGUCGGCCUUCAUCGUGGCGCAGGUCGCCACCUCGGGCGCCGACUACUGGGUCACCUUCUGGACGCGCGAGGAAGGGCAGCGCCGCAUGCUGCGCGAGCACCGCAAGCUGAUCGCCACCAACUGGACGGACACCACCCCGGCGCCGCCGCCGGCGCCGCUCUUCACCACCACGGCGUCGCUCUACAUCUACGGCGCCGUGGUGCUGGGCUGCGUGCUGCUCACCAUCGCGCGCUCCAUGCUCUUCUACAAGAUGUGCAUGAACGCGUCGAUGCGCCUGCACGACACCAUGUUCGCGGCUAUUCUGCGCGGCGCCAUGCGCUUCUUCGACACCAACCCGUCCGGCCGCAUCCUCAACCGCUUCUCCAAGGACGUGGGCGCCAUCGACGAGCUGCUGCCGCGCGCGCUGCUCGAGGCCGUGCAGAUUUUCAUGGUCGGUUCAGGCAUCUUGACAAUGGUAUUGCUUGUAAACUACUGGUUAUUGCUACCCAUGUUGGUGAUUGGCACAUUCUUCUACCUCAUCUCUGUUGUAUUUUUGGCUACUGCAAGAAACGUUAAACGUCUUGAAGGCGUCACGCGCAGUCCUGUAUUCUCCCAUCUGUCAGACUCUCUGUCCGGUUUGGUGACUAUCCGUGCAUCCGGGCAACAGGAAGUGGUGCGCAAGGAAUUCGAUUGUCAUCAGGAUCUUCACACAUCAGCGUGGUUCCAGUUCGUGGCAACUGGCACUGCCUUCGGUUUCUGGCUUGAUAUCCUCAGUGCCAUCUUCGUCACUUUGGUGACUUUCUCCUUCCUGGUGCUUGGCGGUGAUAUGCUUGGCGCCAACGUGGGUUUGGCCAUCUCGCAGUCCCUUAUCCUAACUGUGAUGUUGCAACACGGCAUCCUGCAGAUCACAGAGGUGGUCUCUCAGAUGACAUCGGUGGAGCGCGUGCUGGAGUACACCAACGUGGAACAGGAGCCUCCCCUCGAGUCGGAUCCCAGCGAGAAGCCGUCCGACGCGUGGCCCGAGCGCGGCCGCAUCGAGUUCGAGCGCGUGUCGCUCACCUACAGCGAGGGGGAGCCGCCCGUGCUGCGCGACGUCGCCUUCUCCAUCGAGCCCCGCCACAAGGUGGGCGUGGUGGGGCGCACGGGCGCGGGCAAGUCGUCGCUGAUGGCGGCGCUGUUCCGCCUGGCGUUCAAGCGCGACGGGCGCGUGCUGAUCGACGGCGUGGACACGGGCGUGAUCGGCCUGCACGACCUGCGCCGCCGCAUCUCCAUCAUCCCGCAGGAGCCCGUGCUCUUCUCGGCCACGGUGCGCCAGAACCUCGACCCCUUCGGCGAGUUCCCCGACGACGCGCUCUGGAGCGCCCUCGACGAGGUGGAGCUGAAGGACGCGGUGGACACGCUGGAGAUGCGUGUUGCGGAGGGCGGCGCCAACUUCAGCGUGGGCCAGCGCCAACUGGUGUGCCUGGCGCGCGCCAUCCUGCGCAACAACCGCAUCCUGGUGCUGGACGAAGCCACGGCUAACGUCGACCCACAAACGGACGCCCUCAUCCAGACCACCAUCCGGCGCAAGUUCGCCCACUGCACCGUGUUGACCAUCGCCCACCGCCUGCACACCAUCAUGGACUCGGACCGCGUGCUGGUGAUGGACGCGGGCACCGUCGCCGAGUUCGACCACCCGUGGCGCCUGCUGCAGCGGCCCAACGGCGUCUUCUCCAAACUGGUCAAGGAGACCGGCCCCCUGGCGUCCGUGCUGGCACGCGCCGCACACCAGGAGUACCUGAAGACGCACCCUGGCGAGGCGGUGCCCGCCCUGCUCGAGGAGGGCGGCGAGACGACGCGGCUGUGAGCGCGCCAGGCGGCGCCUCCCCACGAGCGCUGCGCACGAAUACUCUUUCGCAAGUUCCGCCCGCCGACAGCAUUCCUUGUUCGCACCCCUCUCCCUUCCUCCCUCCCCGAAGAAAGGCCGCAGCCGGACGCGACCAGCGCCGCUCGGUGGUGACGCAACCAACUACCCGUCGCUCCCGCUACGCCGAGAAGCCUGCUGAGAACUCCCUUUCGUUGUCUCGAAGACCACUUCCGACGUCUUGGAACUUUUCAUUUGCAACGGACCAGGGCCGCGAGGAAAUGUUGAUUUGUUUACGUCCAAGACGUAUCAUAUUUUAAACCGAAGAUUGAAUUGCUGUUCGAAAUGGGUACUUUCUCUUUUACCCUUUACUGCGACUUGCUACAUUGUAGUUAUCUUUAAUCAAUCAAAGUUAAAAUUCGAACUUUUGUAUUACAUACGUCAGUAUUCAUCAAUAUAUCGAAGAAUAUGUGGCAUUACAAAUGAUUGCUUCUGUAUUAGAAAGUAAUUUCGUGUGAAGAGAUUUACUGGAAUAUAUGUUACAUAUAAGAUGCAAUAUUAAUUUCAAUUAUUAUAAUAACUUCUAUGCAAUACAAGGACAUGCAGAGGCCGCAAAUGGGCUCUAAAAUGUAGUAAAUAUGAGAAACGUUGAAACUAGAGAUUCUGGAAUGAAUGUUUCAUAAAAUGAGCAAUAGAAAAGAGCACUAGAAAAAGUGUAAAAGAGUUUUUGAAUACAUUUGAUAAGCAUAUUCUUUUUGUAAAUACACAGUAUUUUAUAAAACGUCUCGUUACGGGAGAUGAUGUACAAAUGUAACACAUCUGUAUCUGGUGGCAGGUUACAAGAUUAUUACAUUAUCACCAUGCAUUUGAUGAUUUAUUAAACUUCGACUCUUGAAAGGAAUGUAGUAGAAUGUUUCAACACGCACACAAGUCAUCAAAGCCACCUUCAUUUGAAUUAUUUAAAAAUAAUUUAAAGUGAGAAAAAAAAGAAAAAAAAGUCUUUGAAAGUUUGUGCUCUUUAUGUUCAUCUCAGUUGAUAUUAGGGAUGGUUAUGUUUUUAAUUUAAAGCUGCUAUCAGGUUUUAUAUAUGUAAUAAUUGGUAAACGAUUAAUAAUUGUUGUGUCUGUUUUGUAACACUUUUUAUACAGAAGAUCACUUUAUUGUAUAUAGUCUGUGAGUGAACAUGAUUCUAGAAAAAAAUGUUAAUAAAUAAGAAGUUCUCUUUGAUUGAUAUAUUGCACUUUUAAAUUAUCUUAAGUUAUGAAUAUUUAAUGAAGUGCAUUCUAAAUCAACUGCUGAAGUACAUUGAAUCCUUAUUGCAUUGCUUGUGUACUUUUGAGAGCAGCAGUGCCAUUGAAUUAUUACUUCCAAAGUGAUAAUAAAUUUGUUCUCUUAAAUAAA